Molecule: messenger RNA, 864 nt
Organism: Metarhizium acridum CQMa 102
Lineage: Eukaryota; Fungi; Ascomycota; Sordariomycetes; Hypocreales; Clavicipitaceae
Source: RefSeq, a predicted model, not a curated record
AUGUGUAUUGAAAAACCCGUCACCACGAUACUCAACAAAAUUCGGCAACGAUCACAGUCACUCACAAGGCUCGAUGCCGAAGACGAAACCAACAGUGCUAUCGAACAUACCAGUCCCACUACCGAGGCAGAUUGUGCUGACAAAUCAAAGAAUCUCCUUCUCCAGAUUGCCCCGAGACUUGCCAAGUAUAUGACCCCCAGGAAUAAGGAUACAUACGUGGACAGAUUCAAGGGAGAUGACGAAGAGCAAGAAAACAUGAGGCUGGCCCUGAGAAUACUGAAAGGAGAAGCAUUGAACGAUGAACUCUUGUCGACAUCGUUAGAUGUAGUCUAUGCGAUAGUUGACAUUCUAUUGUAUAGCCCUACCAUGGUACAGCGAAGAUCGCAGCCAGAUGAGAAGAGAAGGCGAUUGGAACAUGAAAUGGACCGAGACACAAGGAUUGACGCCUCAGAAGUCCAAAGCAGUCUUCAAGAAUUGCCAUUGCCGCCUGCCCUGCUCGAGAAUAACGCCGAAGACCAGCAUGUGCCGCCGGAAAUGGAUCAGAUCAUUUCUGAAAAUCAGGGUCGGAUAGGAUUAGGAGAAUGGACUGGCUGCAAUUUCACAGGGGGUAUGGACUAUGACUUUCUCCUGAACCAGGCCUUUGGCUCUGCCGGAACAUCAAAUCAUUUCGGAAGUAUCGUCGAUCCGUCCCAAUUUGACUCACAAUUUGUUCAAUCGACCUAUCCUGAAGGCGCCGAUUUUGGAGGCAUGGAUGCAAGUGACGGCCUUCAACUGUUCAGUUGGCAAGUCUUCCCCAACAACGACUGGUCAGGCUCAGCAGAUGUUGCCAGUGGUGGGUUUUUCCACGAUAACCACCUGGGUUAG